AUGUUAUCCAAUUCUUCCUUGGUGUUGGGAAUGGAUGAUGCACCUGGAGCUGACGGUUGUAUGACUGAUAGUAGUUUGAAUGAAGAAUCGAUUGCCGGAUUGGGUGAUUCUAGCAAGGCGGAUAAAGAUGGAAGGCGAGUGGUCCGGUUGCACACCACCAAAUCCGUGGAGGUCUAUCUGGACAAGGCUAAAGGGAAUAUCGUCAGUAAUACUCCAAGAAUAUGA
Messenger RNA from Acaulospora colombiana, 225 nucleotides. The record is from the annotation of a GenBank genome assembly. NCBI's taxonomy places the organism in Eukaryota, Fungi, Glomeromycota, Glomeromycetes, Diversisporales, Acaulosporaceae.